This is a messenger RNA of Cryptomeria japonica (Japanese cedar), 612 nucleotides long. RefSeq names its product LRR receptor-like serine/threonine-protein kinase RGI1. Lineage: Eukaryota; Viridiplantae; Streptophyta; Pinopsida; Cupressales; Cupressaceae. Gene Ontology annotation, molecular function: protein binding. The coding region runs from base 1 to 612 and encodes 203 amino acids. The transcript has a single exon. The record is from RefSeq and is a predicted model, not a curated record.
AUGGACACUAACCAUUUGAUAGGGCUAGUUCCCGAGGAUAUAGGAAACCUCCAACGUUUGAAAUACUUUGCUGUGUACGCAAACAAUUUGACAAGCAUAAUUCCCGAGUCCAUGGGAAAGCUAAAAUCUUUAGAAAAACUGAAUCUUAAUUUUAACAAUUUCAAUGGUACUAUACCAGAUAAUAUUGGUCAAUUCAAAAGUCUUAUCCAGCUGUUGCUCCGGAACAAUAACAUUUCCGGGAGUAUUCCUGAAACUAUCAGUGGUUUGGUCUCGGUGGAGGAGUUAGAUAUUGCAGAUAACAAUUUGGAGGGGAAAAAUCCAGAGGGUAUAAGUAAAUGCACUACACUCAAGUGCUUAAUUUUGUCUCGGAAUAAGCUGAGUGGAAAGAUUCCACACUCCAUUGACAGCUGCAACUUAAUCACAAAGUUGAUACUAUCCAGCAAUAAAUUGUCUGGUAGGAUUCCCACCACACUUAGCAAUUGCACAUCUUUAAAGAGGAUUAAGUUGUCUGUCAAUUCGUUGCAUGGAAAUUUGGAUAUGAUUUAUUCUUCUUCUAUAGAAAUGUUUUAUGCAAACUCCAAUAAGUUCUCAGGUACUCUACCUGAAAGCUGA